AUGGUGAUUCGAGCGCAGCGUCCGUCCGGUGUUCCACUGCUGAACGGCAGUCUUCCGCCAACGUUGAUAAGCCUUGCGCAUCUUCGAUCGGAAUCCGCUGCUCCCCUCACCUCCACCGGCCUCCAGCUCGCCUUUGGCGAGCAGCAGCAGCAGCAGCAACGCGCCUUCAACCCCCUUCUUCCUGCUUCCCAAGCCCUCUUCGAGAAACUCGCCCCUCAUCUUAAGCAGCACCAAGACGAAAUCGAUGGCUACCUACGCGCGCAGGCUCUCCUGAGCGCCGCGGCGACUGCGGCACGGCAGAGGAUCAAGACGAAGGAAGCAGAGGUGGAGCAGGCCGCAAGGCAGAGCGCCGAGCUCGAGAGGCUAAUCGCCCGCCUGAGAGCCGAGACGCUUACCUGGCAAGCCAAAGCGGUGGCGGCCCAGACUGCGGUCGCGGGUCUACAGGCGCAGCUUCAGCGGGCCACGGAGGUGGCCGCGACCGCCUGGGAGGGCGAGGGCGAGAGCGGCUCUGCCUCGUUGAUCGACCAAGAGCCGGCAGCCCAGGGGUCAUGCCGCGCGUGCCGGCUGCGAAACGCGGCGGUUGUGGUGCUCCCGUGCCGCCACCUCUCCCUCUGCGCGGACUGCGCGGCCGCCGGUGCCGCUGAUUCGUGCCCCGCUUGCGGGCGCAUCAGCACCGGGAGCCUCCACGUUGCCUUCUCCUAA
This is a messenger RNA of Musa acuminata AAA Group (dessert banana), 702 nucleotides long. Its product is annotated as BOI-related E3 ubiquitin-protein ligase 1-like. The coding region runs from base 1 to 702 and encodes 233 amino acids. The record is from RefSeq and is a predicted model, not a curated record. Lineage: Eukaryota; Viridiplantae; Streptophyta; Magnoliopsida; Zingiberales; Musaceae. Gene Ontology annotation, molecular function: ubiquitin-protein transferase activity. The transcript has 3 exons.